AUGAUGCUUUCUCCUUCUACGCCUAUAUAUUUACGUUUAAAAUAUAGAAAUAACGUUUAUGAUUUUAGUUUGACCGCUGAUCUAUUUCAUUAUGAAACAAUUUUAUCUCGUAUUCAAACAUAUUUAUCUAAAUUAAAUAUUAUCUGUUUUCAGUAUGAAGAUGAUGAUCGAGAUCUUGUUAGUGUUAAAAGUGAAUUAGAAAUUGAACCAAUAAAAGAAUUUUAUUUUAAUUAUUUAAAACAAUGUCAUCUGAAUCAAUAUGAAUAUAUUGAACCAUUAUUAAUUCAUCCGGUGGAAGGACCACGUCAUCAUUUACAAUUAACUUUACCAAAUGAUAAUUUAUCAGUACUUUCCGAUAUAUCUCAAAUACGAUCUCCAAUAUUUGAAAUAAAUAGUAGGAAUAAACUUCAUCGAAAUUUGGAAGAGAAUGUUUUUAAUAUUUUAUCAUCUGGUCAAAUGUCUAUGCUAACAGUAGAAUAUUUUGAACAAAUUGGCAAUGGUAAUAGUGGAUUAGUACAUCGUUGUCGAGAACGAAAUACAAAGCGUAUAGUAGCUGUUAAAAUAAUAUCAUUAGACUAUCAGAAAGAUGAAAAAAAACAAGAAAUAAUUAGUGAAUUAAACGCAUUAUAUGCAUUACAUUCAAGUUAUGUUGUUCAAUUAUAUGGAGCUUAUUUUCAUGAAAAUUCAAUACACAUAUGUACAGAAUAUAUGAACCGUGGUUCAUUAGAACAAUAUUUGGGUUUAAAUAUACCGGAAAAUGUACUUGGACGCAUAACAUUAUCAAUAUUAAAAGGAUUGGUUUACAUGUGGCAGAAGAAAAUUAUGCAUCGAGAUUUAAAACCAUCAAAUGUAUUAGCAGAUUCUUCAGGUAAUAUUAAACUAUGCGAUUUUGGAGUUAGUCGCAUAU
This is a messenger RNA of Didymodactylos carnosus, 907 nucleotides long. The record is from the annotation of a GenBank genome assembly. NCBI's taxonomy places the organism in Eukaryota, Metazoa, Rotifera, Eurotatoria, Philodinida, Philodinidae.